AUGAAGAAUACGCCAAAAGCACUUUCAUUUACUGUGCAAUCUCAGUGUUUGAAAACACGUGCACGUACAGGACUUAUGAAAUUACCCCAUUACACUGUAAAAACACCUGUAUUCAUGCCAGUAGGAACACAGGGAACUAUGAAAGGCAUACUACCAGAUCAACUUGAAGAGAUAGAUUGUGAAAUUAUACUGGGAAACACUUACCAUUUAGGGAAUAGACCUGGUGUUGAUGUACUUAAAAAGGCAGGAGGGCUUCAUAAAUUUAUGGGUUGGAAUAGAGCUCUUCUAACAGAUUCAGGAGGCUUCCAAAUGGUUUCCUUAUUGAAAUUAGCAGAAAUUACAGAAGAAGGAGUAAAAUUUAGAUCUCCCUAUGAUAACAGUGAAAUUAUGUUAACUCCAGAAAAAUCUAUUGAAAUUCAAAAUUGCAUAGGUGCAGAUAUUAUUAUGCAACUUGAUGAUGUUGUCCAAACAACAUUUCAAGACUAUGACAGAAUUAAAGAAGCCACUGAAAGAACAAGUAGAUGGCUGGACCGAUGCAUAAGUGCACAUCAGCGUCCUACUGAACAGAACAUAUUUCCUAUUGUACAAGGAUUGCUGAAUGCUGAUUUACGAAAGCAAAGUGCUGAGGAACAUAUGACUAAAGAUGUUAAUGGAUUUGCAAUUGGAGGAUUGAGUGGAGGUGAAGCAAAGGAUGAUUUUUGGCCGAUGGUCAGUCUGAGUACUGGGAUAUUAGAUAAUAAUAGACCACGCUACUUAAUGGGUGUAGGUUUAGCUGUUGAUUUGGUUGUCUGUGUAGCUUUGGGAGUAGAUAUGUUUGACUGUGUUUUCCCCACACGUACUGCUAGAUUUGGAUGUGCAUUAAUCAACAAAGGUCAACUGAAUUUAAAACAAAAGAUUUAUGAAAGUGAUUUGAAUCCAAUUGAUACAGAUUGUCUCUGUGAAACAUGCAAAAGAUAUACUAGGGCAUAUUUACAUUGUAUUGUUUCAUCAGAGACAGUUGCUUGUCACCUUAUAUCUGUCCAUAAUAUAUAUUUCCAGAUGCGGUUAAUGAGAACUAUGAGAGAAAAUAUUGAAAAAGGCACAUUCCCUGAGUUUGUCAAGCAAUUCAUGAAUGAAGUUUAUCCACAAAAAACUUUUCCAUCUUGGGUUGUUAACUCACUAAGUUCUGUAGGGAUCAGUUUAGAAUAA
This is a messenger RNA of Danaus chrysippus (African queen), 1188 nucleotides long. The record is from the annotation of a GenBank genome assembly. Lineage: Eukaryota; Metazoa; Arthropoda; Insecta; Lepidoptera; Nymphalidae.